Molecule: messenger RNA, 2496 nt
Organism: Epinephelus moara (kelp grouper)
Lineage: Eukaryota; Metazoa; Chordata; Actinopteri; Perciformes; Serranidae
Gene: mgat1a
Product: alpha-1,3-mannosyl-glycoprotein 2-beta-N-acetylglucosaminyltransferase a
Exons: 3
Coding region: 514-1845 (443 amino acids)
Biological process (GO): protein N-linked glycosylation
Cellular component (GO): Golgi apparatus
Molecular function (GO): alpha-1,3-mannosylglycoprotein 2-beta-N-acetylglucosaminyltransferase activity
Source: RefSeq, a predicted model, not a curated record
CGUGUUACUUUCCCUCCUCCUCCUCCUCCACCUCCUCCUCAGCCUUCUUUUUCCAGUCUGGCGAGAAACAAGAGAAACUGAAGGGGUGUUAAGUUGCUUCAGUAUUCGGGAAACUAGCGAGAGAAAAGCUCCACCCGUCCUGUCGGCUCGUGUCGCUUAAGUUUGCCGGUUGUCAUCGAAGAAAUGGCCACAAGAAGAAGACACGCUCAAAGGAUGGAAGAGGAUAUUUUAAGUUGAGGAUCUGCCCGAAUGCAAAUUUACUCAAAGAUGAGUCCUGUCCUUCAUCGUUUUCUGUCCAUCUCUGCCCUCGUUGACACUGUAUUGUGUCCUUAUAACUUUAGCAACUGCCCAGUGAGCCAAGAAACUGUGACUCCAGGUCUCUGAUUAUGUGCUUGUGAUGGUACACAGGCUGCCCUUCCCAUAUCCCAUUCCUAUUGUCUGUAACAAGGACACAUCUUUCUAUUCAAACCCUGUCCUCCUGAACCCACCUCCCUCCUUUUGAGUUUCUGGGCCAUGCUCCGCAAGAGAGGCUCUCUCAUUCUUUGUGGUACGUUCCUGUUUAUCACCUGGAACGCCAUACUGGUGCUUCUGCUGUGGGGCAGACCCCCACCUGGCCAGCCGGACGAGCCUGGCCGAGGGCAGAGAGAAGUGGCUGAAAGGCCCACUAAUGAUAUGGUGGGAGAUGUGCUCCGAAUGGCAGACACGUUCGAAGCGGAGCUUGAGAGGCAGAAAGAGAUCCUGCUGCAGAUCAAGAAUCACCAGUCACUGUGGGAGCCGUCAAACAGAAACAAACCGAAGGUUGUUGUCCCGCGUCAGCCCGUCAUUCCUAUCCUGGUAAUCGCCUGUAACAGGGUCACCGUGAAGCGCUGCUUGGACAAACUCCUGGAGCUCCGUCCUUCAGCAGAGCUUUUCCCAAUCAUAGUGAGUCAGGACUGCGGACACGCUGAGACUGCUGAAGUGAUCCGUUCUUAUGGAAGUCAAGUAAUUCAUCUGAAACAGCCAGACUUGUCAGAUAUCGCUGUGCGGCCAGAGCACAAGAAGUUUCAGGGUUACUACAAAAUCUCCAGGCACUACCGCUGGGCUCUCAACCAAGUGUUCAAGACCCUUUCUCAUUCCUCUGUUGUGAUUGUAGAGGAUGACCUGGAGGUGGCGCCAGACUUCUUUGAGUACUUCCGAGCCUUGCUGCCAGUCCUGAAAUCUGACCCCAGUCUUUGGUGUGUGUCAGCCUGGAAUGACAAUGGCAGAGAUGGCUAUGUGGAUCCAGGUAAGGCUGACCUGCUCUACAGGACAGACUUCUUUCCGGGUCUGGGGUGGAUGCUCCUCAGGGAGGUGUGGGAGGAGCUGGAGCCCAAGUGGCCUGCUUCAUUCUGGGAUGACUGGAUGCGUCAGCCAGAGCAGCGCCGCAACCGUGCCUGUAUCCGCCCAGAGAUCUCCCGAACUUUAACCUUUGGCCGGAAAGGAGUGAGUCUGGGUCAGUUUUAUGACAAGUACCUGCGAUACAUUAAACUCAAUACCGAAUUUGUGCCUUUCACCAAGUUAGACCUGAGUUACUUGAAGGAGGAGAUGUACAGAGAAAAUUUUGAGAAGGAAGUUUACAGUGCUCCCGUGGUUGCAUAUGAAGAUGUUAAGCAGGGGAAGCUAAAAGGACCCGGGCCCUUCCGCCUUCAAUACUCAAGUAAGGAGAGUUUCAAAAUGCUGGCCAAAAACCUGGGUAUCAUGGAUGACUUGAAGUCUGGAGUCCCAAGGACAGGAUACAGGGGGGUUGUCAGUUUCAUCUCAAGAGGACAGAGAAUCUAUCUGGCCCCUCCUCCAGGAUGGACCCAGUAUGAUGCCACCUGGAGUUGAUGAUCCAAAAGCAAGUUUAUGUAGCCUUUUUGUAAUCUCUGAAUGUCAGUUGGGGAAAGCAUUCCAGACCAAAGACUGAUGUCCUUAAAGUUUCUUUGAUUGAAUCACAUGUACUCUAGAUUAUUGUCUUAAAACGCAGAACAGAUUGUCUCUCUUUCUGGUGUUAGGGUAAUUGCCAAUACUACUCAGGUCUUUUUCAUUAUUCCAAAACAUUUCUUACAGUGUAGGAAGCAGCCUAAACAGUAUGUUAGACAAGACUGUCGUAAUUCACCAGAGAUCUAUUUUUAUAUUCUGCUAAUUGUGCACAUGACACUCAUUAAUGCAUUCAAUGCAACUACCUAGUUUGCCACUUUUGUUUAAAUUAUUUGGUAGCCUACGUGACCUUUUUGUGUCUGGUACAAAUAUAAAAAUAUAAUCUGUGGUAUGGUUGCUUAUGGUGGUGGUGAUUGGUCAUAACUACAGUAUAAUCUGACAUUUGAUUCUCAUUGUUUAUGCCUUCUAUUAAAAUCAGUUCUUCCUGCUUACAUUUUAAUGUCACUUAAUUCUGCAUAAUGAUUCUCCAAUGUAGUACACAUUGCAGGUUUAUCACCUUGCAAACUACAUCAGUGUGUUUGUAUAUUUUUUGGAAUAAAAAAACAAUUCACAAUUUUG